Sinocyclocheilus rhinocerous is the source of this 3857-nucleotide messenger RNA. RefSeq names its product E3 ubiquitin-protein ligase RNF34-like. Gene Ontology annotation, biological process: protein K48-linked ubiquitination; negative regulation of extrinsic apoptotic signaling pathway via death domain receptors; proteasome-mediated ubiquitin-dependent protein catabolic process. Gene Ontology annotation, cellular component: plasma membrane; cytoplasm. The coding region runs from base 194 to 1318 and encodes 374 amino acids. The record is from RefSeq and is a predicted model, not a curated record. The transcript is spliced from 9 exons. Gene Ontology annotation, molecular function: ubiquitin protein ligase activity. NCBI's taxonomy places the organism in Eukaryota, Metazoa, Chordata, Actinopteri, Cypriniformes, Cyprinidae.
UGAUUGGCUGUUUGGGAGUGCGUCACAGGGUUUCCACCGCUGUGAUUGGCUGAAAACGCUUCGUUACAGUUGCAUAGGGAUCCUGGUGCGGCUGUGGACAGCGACUGAAAAUGAAGAGUUAGCCGUUCACGAGCAACGGCAAGGCCGCCUUUACAUACAGCUGGGUGACUCCCCGCGGUGUCCUGGAGUUGCUAUGAAGGCGGGGGCCUCGUCCAUGUGGGCAUCGUGCUGUGGUCUGCUGAAUGAGGUGAUGGGGACCGGAGCCGUGAGAGGGCAGCAGCCAGGUUUUGGGGCAGGUGCGGGGCCGUUUCGUUUCGCUCCCACUGCAGGAUACUCCACAUACCCUCCCACCAACUCCACCAGCACCAGUCUGGUGUGUCAGGCCUGUGGACAAGCCUUCUCUGUCUUUAGGAGGAGGCACAUCUGUUGUGACUGUAAGAAGACUUUUUGUUCGCUGUGCUCAGUACUUCAGGAAAACCUGCGCAGAUGUACGACUUGUCAUCUGCUGAAGGGCACUGCAUUCCAGCGUCCACAGCUCAUGCGUCUGCGUGUUAAAGACUUGCGGCAGUACCUCACGUUACGCAACAUUAACACUGAUACCUGCAGGGAGAAGGAGGACCUUGUGGACUUGGUGCUUUGCCAUCAAGGGGCAGAAAGUGAGGAUGAUCCAGACACACCCUCUCUGCAGUCACGCCCACCGCCUUCAACUGAAGAGCCCACUUCCCCUCUCUCAGCACUCUCUCCAACUCAAGGAGAACCAAUCAGUAGGAGCAACAGCUCAGAGUCCACCAAUCAGGAUAUUGAGGACUCCACUUCAGUCUCACUCCUUAACCUUGACCAGACAGAACACACGCCUGAGGUUAGUCCUCAGACGCAGCGGCGAGCUAGAGCUUCUCUGUCAGACCUGUCCUCUCUUGAUGACGUGGAGCAGCUGACCGUGCGGCAGCUAAAGGAGAUCCUGGCGAGGAACUUUGUGAGCUUCUCCGGCUGCUGUGAGAAGUGGGAGCUGGUGGAGCGCGUCAGGAGGCUUUACCGAGAGAACGAGGACAAUCGCAAAUCUAUGGAAAAUGUGAGCAACCCCAUCACUGCAGUGGUAGCUUAUCCCCCUCCAAUCUGCAAUGGCGGAAUCGGAGAUGGUUGCAAAACCCAGUUAUCAAAUGACGACAACCUGUGUCGCAUCUGUAUGGACGCAAUAAUAGACUGUGUGCUGCUGGAGUGCGGUCACAUGGUCACCUGCACUAAGUGCGGGAAGCGCAUGAGCGAAUGCCCUAUCUGCAGACAAUACGUUAUCAGGGCUGUGCAUGUUUUCAAGUCUUAAUACUGCUGGGAGAACAUCCCGCUCCACCUGCGGACCGUUUUGCAUUAGAGACUCGGUGAGGAUGUGCACAGCAAGUGCCCUGUCUUUACAUUGGAUCAGUGCGGAAGAUAAAAUUCUCUGCUUAAUUUUUCAUGAAGUUUCAGGAAGCCUUCAGACAGUGGUCCGCAAUGGCUUUGUCCAUAAAUGCUUCAAUAAAAACAUUCCGCAAGCUCUUCAAAGAGGCUCUGUAAUAAUAUGCAAUUGUUCAGCAGCAACACCUCACAGCCUUGAUUUGAUGUCCUACAGCUUUGAAGACAUUCUGCUCACCUGUCACAUGCGAGCACUGUGAGAAACUCAAAAUAUUGAGAAUUACUCAUGUGUGUUCAUCAUCAUGCGCCAUAACUCAGGAUGGAAGGAUCUGAAUUUUCCUGUUGUUCUUUUAUUUCCAUUUUUGUUGCAACAUCUGUGUAUGGGCUUUUGUUUCCCGUUUGGAUUGUGUAGCCUCUAAGAUUUUUGAACAAAGUUUUGGAGUUUCUACAUGUUACAUUGUACCUCCUUAUAACUUGACACUGGUACCAUUCAGUCAGUGAUUUCAUAAGUGGCAUAAUGAACAUGUUUUGUGGUCAUUCUCUGGAUUCAGCAGUCCUGUUUUUUUAAUUUUUUAUCAUAUGACUUCCUUUCUUUGUAAAAUGUCUUAAGAACAUUUGCUAGUUUCUCAGUCACCACUGUUCUUUUGGGUCAUGCGACUUUUGAGUAUGUGACUGGAAAACCAGCCUAGAAACCUGUUGUUAAAUCAGUGUAAGUGGUGAUAAAUGAGAAGGGAUAGAACUGUUUUGUAUGCAAAGUAGGACCAUAAAUGGGCACAGUGUAACUGUGAGUCAAUAUAAUUCAAAAAUGUGCAUUUUAUGUAUGUGCAAAGUAACAAUAACUUAAUCAAAAUGCACAGUGUAAAACAAGAGGGAUGAUUAAGGUGCCAAAAUAUGCCUUUCUCUGUCUUCAGUACACUACUACAGUUGCUUUUCAGUUAUUGUUAGUACUUGAGUUGAUGUGUUUAAGUCGGAAAACUUAAAAAAAAUGAAAUGAAAAUAAGGACUCCACUUGAGAGAUGCCCAUACAAAUGAUCUACCCAUAUUUUGUAGCCACUUACUCACUUGUGUGAUAAACCUUAUUAAACGUUGCAUCAUGGCACAUUGCAUAGCGCUGACAAGCAUCAGCUGCACAAAUGAAUGCUUCAUUCAGACACCACAGCAAUACCAGCCUCUCUUUUUGUGUGGCAUUUUAGAUUAUAAGGGAUUCAUGUAAUGCUAAACUAUAUAUUCAGAUUAAUUAAAUCCUUGUUUAACCUGACAUAUCGUUUAUUCCUAUGUAUAUGCCUAUUCAGAUAAGUUUAUUUUUCUUAACAAAAAAUAACUUGAUAUUUGCUUCGUUUGGUCAGUUGCUCUGUUACUUUAAUAUAGAAUUAACAAACAAGACAAAGCAGUAUGUAUGUUCUUAGUUACCCUUGUGAUACUUAAAAGUGCUAAGAAAGAUUUGUACUGGAUUGUGAUUCUUAAAUGUCAAAUUGUUGUACUGUUUCAUUAAGUCAGUAUGAAACCAGUUUUCUUUUUGAACAUUUCUACUUUUGCACUUAUAUGUAAGAUUAUGAAAGUAAUAUGGAUUACCAAUGGCUCUUAACAUUGAAAAUGUUCCCUGCUUUAAGCAGCAUUUUAAAAUUUUAUAUUUAAUCUAAUACAGGUACAUGUAUGCAUAUAAUGAUGUACGUUUUUUGGGAAAAUAACUUCACUUUUCAAAUGUCUCACAGUAAAAUCAUUUUUUAAAUUACAUACAAAUAUAAAUAGCCGAAUGUACAUUAAGAGUGUUUUAGAUGGCGAACAAUGCCUUAAUUUAUAGUGGUAUAAGUAUGGUGGCUAAGAUCAGAUGGCACGCUGCCUCUUUCUGAUAGUCACCAUCCUGAGACAAACUCACAAUAAUACACACUAUUAAAAUCAUCUGUCAUCAUCACAGUUACCAUUUUACAAUAAUAAUCACUGUGGAAGGAAUAAAAUCACAUGACGACUUUCACAGACAAAUACUGCAUUGAUGUUCAGUGAAGUCUUUUUUGACCUCGUGGAAAAAAAAUGCAGAACUACCUGAUUGUGUUGAACAAAACAAAAUUACUGAGCUAGCUGGAAUACGUAUUCAGCAAUUUGUUUGGUCUAACACGUGUAGAACCAUGCUCUACAGAGUCAUACUGAUAGCUGAAGUUUUGCCUGUUACAGCGGUGUAAAACAACACAGAUGGAAUAUGGCACUGUUUUAUAAAUAGACCUCAAAAUAACAAAUUUCACUUCUAUAUCUGCUCUGAGAUUCGAACAGCAAGUACUUGAAAUUCAAAGCAGUCAAAACUCGUGACUGAAAAAUGCUGAUCAGAUUGGAAUAUUCCAAAACUGAUGACAUAAAAUGGACAGAUAUAUUUAAAAAUUCCAUUAUAUUAAAAAGAAAAAAAAUAGAGAACAAUACAUAUACCCAGUACUGAACCAAAUACAGCACAAAUCUGAAUUGAUACAUCUUUUAUACAAAAA